GUACGUUGUGUCCUGCGGCGGGAGCCGUAGAGGGGUCGGGGUCGGAGGGAAGCCCCUCCCCCUGUCUCUCGGGGUUACCGUCGGGGAGAUUCCAGGGGGAAGAGAGAGAGAGAAAAGGUAGAUGGAAAAGAUUCCAUUGCACGGUUCAGAGACGAGCAGGGGAAUUCUACCAGUGUCCAGGCCAGCAUUCCCUGAAGCAACAUCAGUAAAACAGAUUAACUGGAUAGUUAUCUCAUUGCCAUUUGCUGGACCUGGCUGUAAACAAAUUGGCUGCCACUUUUGCCAAUGCGACCACAGUUGCUUGCACCUUAGAAAACUUCCCACUUGUGCAAGUCUGGUUCUUCAGUGAUAAAUGGCACCUUAGGAGAUCGUCGGCAUCUGCACUGUGCAGUAUCAUCCGGAGUUCUAUCAGAGCCUUUUCAAUCAUAUUACAUGUGUAAAUCACUGCGUUAUUGUGUGAGCCACUGUCUUUAUGCAGUAAUGACUAAACUGGAGGAACUCAACAGAGAAGCAAAUAUGCAUUCCUCAAUUCGAUAUCUUGGCUACCUGGCAAAUAUAAGCUUACUGGUGGCAAUUUGUAUGGGCCUAUACGUCCGAUGGGAGAAAACAGAAAAUAUAUUAUUACUUGUGAUAUUCAUCCUGGGACUUUUUGUGCUUGGUAUUGCUAGCAUAUUGUACUAUUACUUCUCCAUGGAAACAGCAAGUUUGAGCCUGUCGCAUCUCUGGUUUGGAUUUUUGCUUGGCCUUCUCUGUUUUAUAGAUAAUUCUAAAUUGAAAACUGAUGCGAAAGAAGAAGCUACCAAAUAUUUACUAUUGACCAGCAUUUUGGUUAGAACUUUGUGGUCAGUUGUGGAGCGAAUGUGCGGAUGUAUCCGACAUCAACCUGUUCUGUUAACAUCUGCAGAAUUUCUGGAGCUGGUUGGAUUUGCCAUAGCUAGCACUGCUAUGUUGAUGCCCAACUGCUUGAGUGUUGUCUUAAUUGUUUUUGCCUUGUCAAUGUUGAUUGUUGAUCUGCGGAUGAAGUCUUUCCUGGCAGUUCCAAACUUGAUAGUCUUUGCAGUGAUUACACCUUUAUUGUUUUUUCCUUCUUUGAAAAUUAGCACUAACCCCUUUGCCUUGGCUUGUUAUUUCAGCCGUCUGAUUUGUGACCCACUGCUAGAUCUUUACUUCAGUGGCCUAUCUGUUACUGAACGGUGGAAGCCUUACCUGUAUGGCCGGACACUAUGUAGACGAAUUUCCAUACUUCCUGUAGCAUCUAUUGAGCUAAUAUUCUUCAUUCUUGCUGCAUUAAAACUAAAUAACUUAGAGCAUUGGUAUUUUCUGAUACCAGGAUUUUCUAUCUUUGGGAUUUUUUGGUUGAUCUGCCAUAUAAUUUUUCUCAUAACUUUCUGGGGUUUCCAUACUAAGCUCAGUGACUGUCAAAAAAUCUACUAUACUCAUAGGACAGAUAAUAAGAGUCUGGACUGUGUUAUGGCAUCCAAAGGAAUGCGUCAUUUUUGCUUGAUUUCAGAGCGAUUGGUCUUUUUCAGCCUAUUAUCCACAGCAAUUCUGGGUGCAGUCUCCUGGCAGCCAACAAAUGGGUCCUUUAUGAGUGUGUUCCUUAUUGUUUUACCUUUGGAAUCCUUAGCUCAUGGUCUUUUCCAUGAAUUGGGUAACUGUUUAGGAGGAACAUGUGUAGGAUAUGCGAUUGUAAUUCCUACAAAUUACUGCAGUCCUGAUGGUCAGCCAACGCUCCUCCCUCCUGAACAUGUGCAAGAAUUGAAUCUAAGGUCUACAGCCAUGUUAAGUUCUGUCCAACGAUUUUUUGCAUUUCAUAUGAUAGAGACUUAUGGCUGUGACUACUCCACCAGUGGUUUUUCUUUUGACACUCUUCAAUCAAAAGUAAAGGCAUUUCUUGAUCUGCGUACUUCCGAUGGACCCAGACAUGACACCUACAUCCUGUAUUAUAGUGGGCAUUCUCACAGCUCUGGCGAGUGGGCAUUAGCAGGAGGAGAAACCUUGAGGCUGGAGACAGUUGUAGAAUGGUGGAAAGAAAAGAAUGCUGAUUUCUGCUCUCGCCUGAUAAUUGUUUUGGACUGUGACAAUGCUGUUCCAUGGGUUAAAGAUGUAAGAAGAGUCAGUGAAAGUUUUGUUGCUGUACAAGGUGCAGUACUGGCCGAAGAAGUUAAUGUUGAAGAAGCGGACCUUCCACAAUUAGGUGACUUUACUAAAGACUGGGUAGAAUAUAACUGCAACCUUGAUAACAACAUUAGCUGGUCAGAUAAAGGAAGAACAGUUAUGGCUGUUUAUGGUAUAUCUAAAUGCUGGAGUGAUUACACUCUUCAUUUACCAACAGGAAAUGAUGUUGCCAAGCACUGGAUGAUUUACUUUCCUCGUAUCACUUAUCCUCUGAUUUACUUGGCGGACUGGUGUGGUGGACUGAACCUUUUUUGGAUGUGUAAUGUUUGCUUUAAAUGUUUCAAAAGGUUGAAAAUGAGAUGGUUCCCACCCACAGUCCUGGACACAGGGCAAGGAUUUAAACUUGUGAAAUCAUGACAUUAUCAUCACAUGUCAAAUACUUAGGACUUUGUAUUGCACUUAUAGGCGUCCUUCCAAAGAUUUUGGAGUACAGGUUUAUAUAUAAAAGUUAAUGGGCUACAGCUGCUGAAAAGUUACUGAUUUAUCCCAGGCUUGUAUUUCUUAAACUCAACAGAUUUCAGGGUUCAGCAGGGCUUAUACCAUUUUUAUUUGUGUGUGUAUGUGUGUAUAUAUAUAUAUAUAUAUAUAUAUAUAUUACAUACUGCAAUGUUACUAAUACUACACAAAGAAUUACUGCAUUAAGAUGGCAACCAUUCUAGCUAUUUAUAGUGCACUGAGUUCAAAUUAGCUAGCACAACUAAUGUUUUGACAGCAAUUAAAAUGGAAAAUAAUGAACAUUGGUUUAAGAUGUCAUUAUUACCCACCAAAGCAGGAAAGAGGAAGUCUGACAACCAAAUGUUGAACAUGCCAAAUGAUGAAGUAAAUUCUUCAGAAAGCAUACUUCAUGAUUUUCUUUUAAACAUACAAUGUUCAAAAGUUUAGUCUGCAAAAUAUUCCUUAAAUUUGAUGGUCCAAUUUAAUAUUGUUACUUGCUCUCAAUUGACUUGCUUCUUUGCCUAGUAUCAAAUAUAAAAUAACCUGAGGAUUGCAGUGAUGGUACAAGACCAAGAGAAACUAUAACAUGUCACUAAUCUUAAUUGCAGUGAAAAUUACUUCCCCCUGUAGUUCAUCUGUUGGAAAGUUUGCUAAUAUUUUAUAAAUUUUGCUACUUUAAUACUAAUAUGCAAUGUUCAGAAUUGGCAUUGGCCCUUUCCCCAAGAUUGAUUUUUUUUUGCUGAAUGAUACCAUCCAACAAAGUAGUUCAUUCAAUAGUUGAGAGCUGAGUAAAAUUGACUAUUCAGUUUAAAGCCUACUGUGUUAUACUUAGGUUUUUAAACUAAAGAAUUUAAACAAAUCCCACUAGUUGCCAGAAUUUAAUUUUCUGCUACAACCACAACUGUGGAGAUUUCUUAGUUCAUAUGCAAUAACACAUGGUUGUUACUGAGUUCAAUAUCAAAAUAUUGUGCAUGACUGUGGGUUGCAUAUGAAAAUGAAGAGGCAUUCUCUUAAAGCCACAUGCUGUCCAUUUCGUUUGUAUUAACUAUAUGUCAAAAUAAAUUUUAUUUCUAAUAAUUUUCUAAAACCUUUCUAAUUGAGCUUACAUGCAUGUAAUAAAUCAAAACAGGGCGCACCUUUGAUUAAAUGUAUAAUUCUUUUGUGAUGAAUUACUUUGAUUUUAUCUUAUGCUAUAUUUUGACAUUUAUUUUAUAUACAUUUUGAUCUCUUGCAUGUACAUUAUUUUACUGUUUUGAGAAUUUAUUUUUGUUAUUUAGGUAUGGUCCUGUUACAGAGCUAUCACACUUUUAAGUUCAUGUUCUAUAGAUCCCUGUAAAAUUAACCAAUAAACACCAUAUUUGCUUCAA
This is a messenger RNA of Carcharodon carcharias (great white shark), 3980 nucleotides long. RefSeq names its product transmembrane protein 168b (gene tmem168b). The record is from RefSeq and is a predicted model, not a curated record. Lineage: Eukaryota; Metazoa; Chordata; Chondrichthyes; Lamniformes; Lamnidae. The transcript is spliced from 6 exons. The coding region runs from base 433 to 2535 and encodes 700 amino acids.